Molecule: messenger RNA, 2170 nt
Organism: Oenanthe melanoleuca
Lineage: Eukaryota; Metazoa; Chordata; Aves; Passeriformes; Muscicapidae
Gene: NIF3L1
Product: NGG1 interacting factor 3 like 1
Exons: 7
Coding region: 135-1259 (374 amino acids)
Cellular component (GO): mitochondrion; cytoplasm
Source: RefSeq, a predicted model, not a curated record
GCGGCGGGGCCGAGCGCGGGUCCCGCCCCGCAGCGCCGGCCCUGCUCCGGCGGAGGUGAGCGCAGUGUCCGCCCCGAGGCCGCCGUCCCGUCGGUCCCCGCCGCCGAGGAGCGAGCGCCUGUGCGGGUCCCCGCAUGCGGCUGCCGCUGCUCCGCCCGCCUCUCCACCGCGUCCGUGCCUUGGGCCGCCCGCCCGAACGCGCCCUCAUGAACCUCCGGGAGCUCGUUUCUGCCCUGAAUGACUUCGCGUCCCCCUCUCUGGCUGAAAGCUGGGACAAUGUAGGAUUGCUGGUGGAACCAAGCCCUCCCCACACUGUGAACACCCUUUUGCUCACUAACGACCUCACUGAGGAGGUGAUGGAAGAGGCAGUGCAGAAGAAAGCGGACCUCGUUCUUUCUUACCACCCUCCUAUAUUCACACCGCUCAAGCGAGUAACGUGGAAAACCUGGAAGGAACGUCUGGUGGUCCGAGCCCUGGAGAACAGAAUCGGGAUUUAUUCUCCGCAUACGGCGUACGAUGCCGUACCUCACGGGGUUAAUAACUGGCUAACAAAGGGACUCGGUGCCUGUACUUCUGUCCCACUGCAUCCAUCAACUGCACCAAGCUCUCCAGCUGAGGGCACUCACCGGGUCGAGUUCUGUGCAGAUGCUGAGCAUCUGGAUGCAGUGCUGUCCAAAAUCAAAGGCAUCCCAGAGAUCUCUUGUCUCACAACUCUUCCAGCUAGGGUUGAAGGUGAGGAGCAAACACGAGUCAGCCUGACCUGCUCUCAGAAAGCACUGCUGGAGGUGGUGACAUUAUUGUCCCAGAACAGCCUUCUUUACCCCAAGACCGAGAUUCUCUUACUACAGAAGCCUCUCCUUCCCCAUACUGGAAUGGGGCGCCUGUGCACCCUGAGCGAGCCGCUCUCCUUGUCAGACAUCAUCCAGCGCGUCAAAGCUCACCUGCAGCUCCCGCACGUCCGCGUGGCCCUGGGAGCAGGCAGGACACUUGAAUCACCAGUUAAGAAAGCUGCUCUGUGUGCUGGUUCUGGGGGCAGUGUCCUGAAGGGCACGGAAGCUGACCUCUAUCUCACAGGAGAGAUGUCCCACCAUGAUGUGCUGGAUGCAGUUGCCAAUGGGAUAAGUGUUAUUCUGUGUGAGCACAGUAACACUGAGCGAGGCUUCCUGUCAGAGCUGCGUGACGCACUUGCCAUCUACCUGCAGAACAAAAUCAACAUCAUUGUGUCUGAGAAAGACAGAGAUCCUCUCCAGGUGGCAUAGGGGGAAAAAACUGGAGAGAGAGAGGCAAUUCAGUCAGUCAUGUUAUCCUGCACAGAUUUAUCCAACUGCAGAGCUUAGUGAAGGUGCUUUCAAUUAGUCUAUGAAGACUAGAGUCAAUGAAGGUGCAUUCAGUCACAGAAGGAUUGUAUUAUAUGGUCUCUCAAAGUAUAUUUUGUCGUGUCAGAAAAAUAAAUGUUUGUUUUGGAAUACCAAAGGCUCACUUACUCAAUUACUGGACUGUAUUUGAAUACAUUUACUGUUACUGCUUAAUGUUAUUAGAUACAGUCAAUAACCAUGAUACUUAAGGGUCGGUUUGAGUAAAAUAUAUAAAACCUGACUUAUCUCCACAUUUAAGCUUAUGCAGCAGUUCUACCCUACUACAGUUAUGUCAAAUCAUGUCACUGCAAGUUACUAAUAUUUUACCUAAUAAAUUUCAGAAGUAGUAGUUAAUGAAAGGAUGGAGAUCAACUGUUUGCAUUAAUAGCUGUACUAAGGCACCACUCAGAUGCAAAUAAAUAGAGAAAACAAAGCAAGUUGUUGGUACUAGCAGUCAAUUGCAAAAUCUACCACUAAUGCAGCUUUAAGGCUUUUCAAAAGAGGAACUCUCAAUUCAAAAAAAGCUUUGUAAGGUUGAAACUCAAGUCCUUAACAAAGCUAUAAAUUCAUGUGCCUUUGUUAUUUUCUUUUAAAAACAGUUUCUGUAACUGUGGCUUUUAAUUACUAAAAUCUGAACAAGCGGUAUUUUCACCACGGAUAAUGAGUUUUAUUUUCCAAGUUAGUUUUUUCUUUUGGGAUUUUUUUUAAGGAAAAAACAUCACAGUUGUAUACCAUCUCUGGAUGGUAAAUAUUUCAUUACAGAUUUAUAAAGAUGUUAUCUCUAUCCUUUUAAGUUAAUAAAAGUGGCUCAUCAA